Molecule: messenger RNA, 681 nt
Organism: Lichtheimia ornata
Lineage: Eukaryota; Fungi; Mucoromycota; Mucoromycetes; Mucorales; Lichtheimiaceae
Exons: 1
Coding region: 1-681 (226 amino acids)
Source: RefSeq, a predicted model, not a curated record
AUGAGUCUUCAGUGCAGAGUGUGUGGCAAGGAGUUCCCCGAGUUUGAUCAACGAGGAUUUCGAAACGCAGGGUUUACCGCUCAUCAAAAUCGGUGCAUUGGCCGAACAGCAGCAGCAGCAGCAAAUAAUCAAAAUGUGCCUGUAUCCAAACCAUCGCCUCCAAGACGUCGUCUCCUUCCAGCUACUACUACUGCUGCUGUUACCAUGGCAUCCAUCAUUCCUCCUACUUCGCCAACAUCCUCAAUGCAAAUGGAUUAUUGGCAACAACAACAACAACAGCAGCAGCAGCCUCAAAGCUAUGCUUCCUUUUAUUCGUCACCACCCCAAGCCAUCAUGAUGGUAUCGUCUCCUCCAACACAGCCUCCUUGUCCUCCUCCAUCUCAGCAGCAACAGCAACAACAGGAACAUUAUCUUCCCCCAACAACCGGUGGUUACGUUAUGCAGCAGGAACAACAAUAUCAACCCAUGACAACCGUUGCCAUCGCUACCGCUGCACAAUCCCCUUCAACAACAACGCCUGUUUCUUGUUCAAUGGAUUUUCCCCCUGUUUAUCAAUGUGAUUUUUGCGUUCCUCAGCAUGGAUACCACAAUCCUUCUUGUCCACUGCUUCAAGUCUUCAUUGAUAUGAUGAAUCAACAACAAGGUCCUUCCUACCCAUCCUCUUCCUCUCAGCCUUUCUAG